Molecule: messenger RNA, 1739 nt
Organism: Staurois parvus
Lineage: Eukaryota; Metazoa; Chordata; Amphibia; Anura; Ranidae
Source: the annotation of a GenBank genome assembly
CGGUGUGUAGGUGAUGCCGAACCCCAGAGAGGCGGAGGAGAGCCGGUUCACCCCAUGUACCGGAGCCAGGAAGUUGGGGAGACCGGGCCUCCACCGGGACACAGACCGAUAGCAUGCAGGGUCAGGUUCCGAGACUUUCAAAAGUCAACUUAUUUACGCUGCUGCUAAGCCUUUGGAUGGAGGUUUUCCCGUCUCGUAAACAUGCGGAGAACACAAAACAGCCUCAGAAUGUAGCUAUUGUGUAUUAUAGGUCUUUCUUUGCCUUUAUUACUUUACCCUCUUGUUUCUUACAGCAGGUAAAGAAGACGGGUCUUGUAGUUGUGGGUAACAUGAAGAUUAUUGGCUUGCACUGUUCCAGCAGUGAGCUUCAUGCAGGUCAGAUUGCUGUUAUUAAGCACGGCUCAAGACUCAAGGAUUGUGAUCUUUAUUUCUCCAGAAAACCAUGCUCUGCCUGCCUGAAAAUGAUUGUCAAUGCUGGAGUAAACCGAAUUUCAUACUGGCCAUCAGACCCGGAAAUGAGCCUCCAAGAAGAAAUAUCUGCUGACAGUGUCAAUGGAGAUGCCAGGCUAGAUGCCAAGGCAGUAGAGAGGCUGAAAUCAAACAGUCGUGCCCAUGUCUGCGUGCUGCUGCAGCCACUGACAUGUUACAUGGUGCAGUUUGUUGAAGAAACCUCCUUAAAAUGUGACUUUGUUCAGAAGAUUGCCAGGAAGGAACCAGCAUUCCCAAUAAGCACUUUUUAUGAGUAUCGCCAGGAGAGGAUUAAGGAAUAUGAAACCUUGUUUUUAAUCUCCAGUGAAGACAUGCACAAGCACAUCCUUCGAAUAAUAGGGCUGGAGAAUCUCUGUGAGAAUCCGUACUUUAUAAGCCUGAGACAGAAUAUGAAAGAGCUGGUGCUCAUACUGGCCACAGUCGCAUCCAGUGUUCCUAGGUAUUCUGAUUUUGGGUUCUACCUCAGUAAGACAAGCAGUGAGAGUGGCCCGAGUCUAACCCAAGAAAUUGCCUGGCACUGUAUAAUUCAAGCCCGACUGUUGGCAUAUCGAACAGAAGACCACAAGAUUGGAGUUGGUGCUGUUAUUUGGGCAGAGCGGCAGUCUGUAAACUGUGACGGCACAGGACCCAUGUAUUUUCUGGGUUGUGGAUACAAUGCUUUCCCUGUUGGUUCAGAAUAUGCUGAUUUUCCUCACAUGGAUGACAAGCAGAAAGACAGAGAAAUCAGGAAGUUUCGAUACAUUGUUCAUGCAGAGCAGAAUGCCAUAACAUUUAGAUACAAUGAGAUUAAACCAGAUGAAAACAGCAUGAUCUUUGUGACAAAAUGCCCUUGUGAUGAAUGUGUCCCCCUGAUCAAAGGCUCCGGCAUCAAGCAGAUCUAUGCUGGAGAUGUGGAUAUUGGAAAGAAGAAGGCUGACAUUUCAUACAUGAAGUUUGCAGAACUCAAGGGAGUCAGUAAAUAUGUAGUAAGUGUUGAAGGAAAUGAAUCUGUCACUUUAGCUUAUCAGGGCAGACAUAUUGGUGAAAUGGCAGCAACUCGUUCUUUGAUAAAGACUUUUUAUACACAUGCAUUUUCCUCAUACAGUUCCUUUUUUAUUUCAAGGUUGUUUCUGUUCUUUUACAAAAGUAAUUCAUUUUCUUUUUAUGUGCAAUUGUGUCUACAUGAAAGGUAUAGUUGUAAAAACUUUUCAAGUAGUGAUAUUUUUAUAACUGCGCUGAAAAAAAUGUUGGUGCUAAUGAAUCCAAAAUAA